CUACAGUACAAUAAGUAUGGCAUAUCAAAAGCCCAAGCUUCCCCGGCUCCAUUUCCACUCUCGCCGAGCUUAAGCUUGCUUAUUACAACUACAAACACCCAACAUUCAACGUUCAACUCACGCGUCUUAUACCAAUCUACAUACUCACCAGCAAGAGCAAGAGAGAACAAUGUCAGACCAACAUCUCAAACCACCUUCAGCGGCGCGUCCCUCCUCAUCACAACACCGCUCCUCAUCCUCAUCCCACCCCCAUCGCUCAUCCAACUCGCACGCCGCAUCUUCAUCAGCAUCCUCCACACCACGAGCACCUCUCUCCAUCCAUCCCAGCUCCGUCGUCGCAGACACCGCCGUCCUACAAGGCACGUACCAGAUCGCCAUCGGGGCCGGAAGCGUCAUCCACCCUCGCGCGCGUCUCUACUCUUUCGAAGGCCCCCUCGUCAUCGGCGACGGGUGCAUCAUUGGCGAAAAGAGCGUGAUCGGCUCCCCGCCGCCGUCCGCAGGAUCCCCUACAUCUCCUACCUCGCCUUCUUCUGAAGGAGGCGGAAUCGCAACACGUCUCUCUUCCUCAGUGACGAUUGCUCCGCUCGCAACUAUCCUUCCUGGCGCGUACGUUCGGUCUAGCGCCGUGAUCGAUUCUCUAGCCACUGUGAAUCGGAAUGCUGUCGUGGGGGCUCAUUCGAAGGUGUGUUCUGGGUGUGAGGUUGCUGAGAAUGGGCGGAUUGAUGAUUGGACGGUGGUUUGGGGAUCGGGGGUUGGCUUUGGGCAGAGACGCAGGAAGAGGGUGGUUGGGACAGUGACGACGAGUUCGAUAUCAAAGGGUGAUGUGCCAGAUGGCAGGGUGGUAGAGGAUGCGAGGUUACUCGUCCUGCAUAAGGAGAAGGAGGGCUUAGUCAAGUUGAUCGGGAUGUCUGCGGGUGGCUCGAGGAAAAGGUGAAUUGUUCUGCAGCUUGGAGAUUGGAGGGGAAAAAGGCUAUCAUUGAGAAGUCGGGGGGGAUUUGAUUCUAUUGCAGCAAGCAGGGCGGCUCUUCGGAGAGGACGAAGGAGAUUACGAUGCUAUGACAUUUGGCCUUAUAUUGUUUUGUACAGUGUUCAAUAUACCCAUAGAGAGAGAUUUGAUUUGUAUGUGCAUAGCUAUAACCAGGGCUACCGAUUUGCUGCUGUGGACAGAUAAUGAUACAAAAACAUGCUUUUCUAAGCCUGC
Molecule: messenger RNA, 1201 nt
Organism: Paecilomyces variotii
Lineage: Eukaryota; Fungi; Ascomycota; Eurotiomycetes; Eurotiales; Thermoascaceae
Product: transferase hexapeptide domain protein
Exons: 1
Coding region: 170-934 (254 amino acids)
Biological process (GO): mitotic spindle organization
Cellular component (GO): dynactin complex
Molecular function (GO): dynein complex binding
Source: RefSeq, a predicted model, not a curated record